UUUUUUUUUUUUUUUUUUUUUUUAACACCUAUCAUCAUUCUUCUUGAACCCUAAUUUCCCCUUCUCACUCGUCUGCAUCUUCAAUUCCAGAUUUUGCAUAUUCAAUUCCGGAGUUUGGGGACACAACAGCAGAUUCAAGAAAUGAUGAGCCAGCCGUUGGAGCAACACUCUGCUGAUCAUGCAAAAGGCGUCGAGGUUUUUGUUGGUGGGUUGCCUCGGACCAUUGAUGAAGAGAAAAUUCGCGAGGUGUUUUCCGAUUGCGGUGAUAUAGUGGAAGUUCGUAUGAUAAAGGACCAGAACGGCAAUACAAAGGGAUUCUGCUUUGUGAGAUUUUCGACGAAAGAAUCUGCAGCGAGAGCUGUGAGGGAAAAAACUGGAAUUUUGCUAGAUGGGAAGAAGAUUGGAGUGCUUCCAUCAAGUGAGCAGGAGACUCUAUACUUCGGGAAUCUGAACAAAGCUUGGACUGCUGAUGAAUUUAAGAGAAUGGUGCUGCAGAUUUUCCCAGAUAUUGAAUCCAUUGAUCUUGCAAUGAUUAAAGACACACCACCAGGUCAAAAGCCACGAAACCGUGGUUUUGCCUUUGUCAAGUUUUCCUCUCAUGCUGCUGCUGCACGCGCUCUUAGAGUGGGCUCUCAACCAGAGUUUCGUCUUGGAAGUUUGCACCCAGCUAUUCAGUGGGCAGAAGAGGACUCUGAAAUUGAUGCAAAAGAACUGGCUAAGGUCAAAGUAGCCUUUGUCAGAAACCUGCCCACUGAUGCUGAGGAGAAAUAUUUAAGUCGAUUGUUUGAUCCUUAUGGCAAGGUGGAGAGAGUGGUGGUAUCCAAAAAAGGUAGCUCAUCUGUUGGUUUUGUUCAUUUCACUGAGAGAUCGGAUCUUGAGAGAGCCGUCAACGAACUGAAUGGAAAAAAAGUUGGAGGACCUAGGGAAGGCCAAGAGUAUGUAGUCCAGGUUGAAGUUGCACGACCUAUGGAGAAAAGCAAGAAGCGAGUUCGUGAGUAUCCAGAAAAUACUUCUUCUUUUCAGGACCAAUCUAAAAUCUUGAAAUCAAAUAUUCAGAAUUCCCAUAUCUCGAGGGAAGUGGAGCCUGCUGAUCCUUAUGAGGAUGCUGUAAUAGCGUUACCUUUAGCUGUUAAAGAGCGGUUGCUUCGAAUCCUGCGACUUGGAAUUGCUACUAGGUUUGAUAUUGAUGUCAACAGUUUACGCAGUCUCAAGGAAUUACCCGAGCCUAUUGCUAUAUCCGUUCUUGACCAGUUUAUGAUAUCAGGAUCAGCUUCACAAAAUAAGUCAGCAUACCUAGCUGCAGUGAUCUCUAAACACCUAGUCGAUAAAGUGGGACCGGAUCAGAGCUUGGUCAGUUUGUUGCGAGCUGAGGAUACUACAAGGACCGAAUACAAGCCAUUCAACUUCUCGAAUCAACUGUCAUCCCCCAUUGUUGGUUCCUUUACAUCUCAUGCAGACACUGCAGCUAGGUCCGACAUUUAUGCACCACACCAUUCAGCGCUGCGCCCGGAUUAUCCUUUAUCUAAUCGAACAAUGAUAGGAAGAGUAGACGAGAGAGGUUCUCUUUUAUCAAGCCGAUCUCUAUACUCAUCUGAGAGCAUCCCGAUUCCAAGAACAGUACUGGAGGAAGGAAGCCGAUCUCUGUACGCAUCCGAGAGCAUCCCGAUUCCAAGAACAGUACUGGAGGAGGGAAGCAAUUCCCGGUUCGAGGCAACACCACCACACCCCACCGGAUCUUAUGGUAGGGUUGCAAUACAAACCGAGGAGCGGCAUCUAUCUCCUCCCCAAGUAGCACCGAGUUCAUCGUAUGCCAGAUUGGGUCCGGGUUUGAUCUCAGACGUUAGAGGUGUCGCCAGGCAGCAAGCAUCUCGACCUCAGAUGAGGUUCGAUCCAUUCACCGGUGAGCCCUACAAGUUCGAUCCUUUUACCGGCGAACCAAUAAUUCAUCCAGCGAAUCCUACACGCCACUUCUGAGUUUUGUAUUAACGACAAUCUUAUUUCCGUUUUACGUUGUUAUUUUUCCUACUGUAGCUUGUUACAUAACAUACACAAACAAUUCACAUUCACGAGUUUCAUUUCUAUACAUACGCCUAUGUUCCAAAA
Salvia miltiorrhiza (redroot sage) is the source of this 2103-nucleotide messenger RNA. RefSeq lists its product as uncharacterized. Gene Ontology annotation, cellular component: nucleus. The transcript has 18 exons. Bases 142 to 1974 code for a protein of 610 amino acids. NCBI's taxonomy places the organism in Eukaryota, Viridiplantae, Streptophyta, Magnoliopsida, Lamiales, Lamiaceae. Gene Ontology annotation, molecular function: mRNA binding. The record is from RefSeq and is a predicted model, not a curated record.